AUGGCCGUAGAUGCUCUCACGCCAGCCGUACUGGACUACAUCGAACAUGGCAAUUUCCCGCAGGACGAGGACAUAGCUUCGGCAGACUUGAGCUCCGACAAAUUGGGACACAUCGGUGCAGCGCUGCGCAAAGAGCAGGAAGAAGUUCAGAAUGAAAUACGUGGCCUGAGUCAAUCUACGGCUGGCGACGUCGAUACCUGGAUAGCAAAAGCCAAAGAGCUUCAGGCGGAUAUUCUGCGUAGUCGCGAGACUGCACGACAAAUUGUAGCGCAGCACGAGCAGACUAAGAGUUUUGCGACGAAGGUCAAGGAAGCUGGCCAAUACUUCACGGAACUGCAACAUGAGACGAACGUCUACAGCUCGAUCGCUGCGAAACUGCAAGCAAUAAAGCGGGUCAAAGUCUUGUUGGACUCUGUGCAAGAUGCUCUGGUAAGCGGUGAAGUCGAUGCGGGCUUGGCUCGUUUGCAAGAGGCGGAGGAAGAGGUUUCCGUCAAUGAUCUUGGUGAAGCUCGAUCUGGCGUUGGACAUAUGCUCAGGAGAAGGAUCGAGAGACUCAACGAGAAUCUGAGAACAACUGUGCACGAGCGCUGGAGCGAUGGUGUGUCAGUCAGCAUCGAAGAGCGACGAGUGGUGAUCAGCAACGGCCUGGGCUCAGUCAUCAACGCCGCUCGAGGACUGGGCGUAUUUGACGAUCUCGUUGGGAAACUCGCGAAGGAUGUUGAAAAAGCGGUCUUUCGUCCACGACUCGCGCCUGCCAGAGAUGGACAGGUCUUCAUCUUUGCCAUUGAUGGCACGCAGCUGACUUGCAACGGGAAAGGUGAUGACACGAGCGUGGAAGCAUUGUUCGAAGACCUGCAGUCAUCAUUCAACUUUCUUGCACAACAUCUGGAGCAGGACAUCGUUUCGCCGCUGGCAGAAAUUAUAGUGCCUCGAAUCAAUGUUCGUUUGGAAGAGGACUGGCUCGAAGCAGCCGUACCAGUCGACAUUGAAGAUCUACCAGGCUUCGAGACACUUCUCGAGAGGACAUCAGGGUUUGCAGAUCAGAUCGACCAAUUAGGCUGGCACGGUAGCAAGUCCUUGCGCGAAUGGGUCCAGUCCGCGCCAAAGACAUGGCUGACCAAACGGCGUGAAGCUAUACUUGGUGACGUGCGCAACCUGGUGUUUUCCGGUCUUCGAGAACGAAAGACUGUGGAAAGGGUUGAGACGCAAACCAUCAGCAAAGAGGAUCACGCGGCGCUGGGGGGCGCGGAUGGUGCGGACGACGAAUGGGACGCGUGGGGCGAGCAAGAAGGGAGCGUCGGCUCGCCAACGACUGCAGCUCCGCCAAAGCAGGCUGAUGACGAGGACAUGAGUGCUUGGGACGAAGAUGUCGACGUGCCCACGCAGCCUUCGAACGCGGGGGCGUCAGCCUCGCAGCCAGAAGAUGAAGAUAUGAGCGCUUGGGACGAGCCCGACACUACUGCUCAGCCACCAUCUGGUGAAGCCGGUGAUGAUGAAGGGGAAGCCUGGGGCUGGGAUGGUGAGGAUGAGCAACCUGCAUCAGGCGCACCUCAAGCAAAAGCAUCGACUGGGCCCAACGGAGUGAACACAUCCUCAAAAGUGGCGGAUCGCGAGAUGACUCUGCGCGAAACAUUCACAGUCACCGGCAUACCUGACGGCACUCUUGAGUUGCUCAAGCAGAUUAUCAGCGAUGCUCAAUCCCUUGCAGGAAGUGAAUCGCCUUUCGCUGCUGCUGCUGCCGGACUCUACAGCCUGCCUACUCUGGGGCUGGCGAUAUACCGUGCGACGGCACCUACAGCAUAUGCCAAAAUAGACGUGGGAAACAUGCUGAUCUACAACGAUGCCCUUCACCUCGCGGCUCAGCUUCGGGCUUGGCAAGCUGAUCAACCACCUGCGUCACGACUUCGCGUGGAUGGCGACGUAAAGUCUCUGGAGCAGUUCGCGAAAAGAGCUUAUAGUUCCGAGAUGGAGUCGCAGCGCACGAUUCUGUCAGACCUGCUGGACGGAGCACAAGGUUUCAGUGCCUGCUCGGAGCAACCUGCUAAACAAGAGUGCGAAGACGCUGUCGAACAGGCAGUCCUCCGCUUACGAGAUGUCCAUCGAUUGUGGUCACCGAUCCUGUCUACCUCUGCUCUGUUGCAGAGUGUUGGCAGCCUCUUGUCAUCGAUCGCGCAGAAGAUGAUUCGUGAAAUUGAAGACCUGCCGGACAUUGGCGAGGCGGACUCCAAACAGCUCAAGAUUUUGAUCGACCAGGCCUCGACGGCCAAGGACUUGUUUGUGCAGAACGACCGCGACAUGACUUUCGUCUAUUGUCCAAAUUGGCUGAAGUUCCAAUACAUGGCUGAGAUCAUGGAAAGCAGUCUUGCAGACAUCAAGUACAUGUGGAAGGAGAGCGAGUUGAGCAUGGAGUACACUGCUGAGGAGGUCGUCGGUCUCAUCGAGGCACUAUUUGCCGAAAGCAUACAUCGUCGGCAGGCGAUACAGGAUAUCAGAAGGUGA
This is a messenger RNA of Cercospora beticola, 2499 nucleotides long. RefSeq lists its product as uncharacterized. Lineage: Eukaryota; Fungi; Ascomycota; Dothideomycetes; Mycosphaerellales; Mycosphaerellaceae. Gene Ontology annotation, biological process: endoplasmic reticulum to Golgi vesicle-mediated transport; mitotic spindle assembly checkpoint signaling. The record is from RefSeq and is a predicted model, not a curated record. Gene Ontology annotation, cellular component: RZZ complex.